Messenger RNA from Rana temporaria (common frog), 1933 nucleotides. Its product is annotated as NXPE family member 3-like. Bases 73 to 1668 code for a protein of 531 amino acids. The record is from RefSeq and is a predicted model, not a curated record. The transcript has 6 exons. Lineage: Eukaryota; Metazoa; Chordata; Amphibia; Anura; Ranidae.
GGUGGAGCUCAGGUGUGCCAGUACACAGCCUUAUCUAACAGAGAGUAGUAGGUGACAUUAACUACAAGGAUAAUGAAUUGGAUACAAUGCACAUUCUUCUUUUGCUGUCUUGUCUUUAUUUCUGGGUUUACUUUCAGAUUCCUAAGAACUGAUUUUUUGGGAAAGUAUAGACCACCAUCCCCCAAGAAGCACAUACAUUCAACAAAUACUCCUCCUAUUGUUACCAAUAACCCAAAAUUCACAGAAUUUCUCAAACUGAUUGAGUGGCCAGAGCCACCAUCACCAGUAAAACACUUCAAUUUUUCAACUGACCCAAGGAAGUGUGGCUACCGUCUCCCGAAUCCUCGAGGCACUUACAAGGUUGGAGAGACUUUGAAGGUGGAAAUCACAGCUCGGGAUCAGAAUGGUCGUCUGAAGGAAUAUGGUGGAGAUUUUUUCCAGGCCAAGCUGCAUUCUCCUAAAUUAAAGGCUGGAGUCACUGGCAAAGUAAGGGACUACGGCAAUGGUAGCUACCUGGCUACCUUUCUUCUGCCAUGGACAGGGCUGGCACAAGUUCACAUCCGGCUUAUUCACUCCAGCGAAGCUGUGGAUAUUCUGAAGAAGAAGAGGGAAAGCUUUCCAGAAAAGGUCUUUUUCCAUGGCUUUUUUCAUUCCAAUGGCAGUAGUGAGGUGGUGGAAUGUAACAUCAAGAUUACAAGAAAUGACGUAUGCAAAUAUAAGGACCCCCUUAGUGGAGACACUUGGGAGUGUGUAAAACCUCAGCGACUGCCGUGUGACUCCUGGGUCCAUCACUCUAUGGGAGGAUACCGAAAGGUGACAAACAAAAUGGAGGACCUACUCCUGAGUGGCUCUGUGACUAACCAGGUUGUCCCAGGGUCCAUCCCUCCAAUCAAUGUGACAUCAGAUAACAGUACACUAGGUCUUACGUCCAAUCUCACAGUCUGUAGGCCAGGUCAGGAACCUCCAAAGCCAUCUGGCUUCUACUAUAAUGAUGUUUGGACAUCCCUGACAUGUACAGCAAGACAUUUUCCUAAACCAUCUGACGUAUUGGCCUGUCUUAAAGGGAAAGACAUCCACAUGUUCGGAGACUCUACACUACGCCAGUGGUUUGAAUACCUGGAGAAGUUUAUUCCAAGUCUCAAGAGGAUAGAUCUACAUGUCAACUAUAAGUCAGGACCUCUGUUAGCUGUGGAUCCUAAUGCGGGUCUUGUCAUGCGAUGGAGAGGCCAUGGGUUGCCCUUGAGGACUGGCAAAACAAUGGUCUCUGACUUACACUACGAGGGGGCCCAUUUGGCUGGGAUUGGUGGAGGACCUCAGACCAUUGUGGCAUUGACUCUGUGGGCCCAUUUCACCACCUUCCCUGUGAGUGUCUAUUUGGAUAGGUUGGAGAGAGUCCGUCAAGCCAUCGCAUCUUUACUUUUCCGUAGCCCAGAGACCAAAGUGAUUAUCAAAUCAGCAAACACGGGAUACAAGUCAAUAUAUGGCAGUGAUUGGUUGUCUCUUCAAUUGGACAUCUUACUGAGGGAGGCCUUCAAAGGCAUGGCAGUUACUAUUAUAGAUGCCUGGGACAUGACGUCGUGUCACUACCUUCCUGAUAAUAUUCACCCAGGUCCGCCAGUCAUCAGGAAUGAGGUGGACCUUGUGUUGUCUUAUAUAUGUCCAACAUAAUGGACCUAACUUAUUGACAAUUAGGCAAGAGAUGUAAACUUAAGGGAAGAAACCCUAUGACAUAACCUGCUGCUGCUUGGGAUUUGUCUAACAUCUGCCUCAUGAUGGCCUCCACAGCCUUGACUGGCUGAACCUGCAAUGUGAACAGAAAAGACAGAGGUCUGUGCAAUCACAUUUAAAAAUCUGAAUGGUUUAUUGAAGAUUAACCACUUAAGCCCCGGAUGACCGGGCCACUUUUUGCGAUUCGGCACUGCGUCGCUUUAAC